Molecule: messenger RNA, 938 nt
Organism: Mollisia scopiformis
Lineage: Eukaryota; Fungi; Ascomycota; Leotiomycetes; Helotiales; Mollisiaceae
Exons: 2
Coding region: 250-828 (192 amino acids)
Source: RefSeq, a predicted model, not a curated record
CACAUCUUUACAUGCUGAUCAUCUAACUUUAAUGGCUGCAUCUCUACCGACUGGAGCACAAAUCCGAGCAACUCAGCGUCCGCUUCAAAGCUGCACUUCUUGUCGGAAGCGGAGAGUCAAAUGCAACAAAGAGAGUCCCUGUCAAGAAUGUCUCGGCCGUGGAUUUCAUUGCGGUGAAGGUCAAAGGUCAAAUUUUGACUAGCAAUUAAGUGUCCCAAACCCCUUUGCGAUAUCGAGACUUUAGUUAACAUGGUUGAUAGCGCUACAAUCUCGUCGUCAUUAUCGUACGGUGAGCUACUCAAAGAGAAUCAGCAGCUGCGAUUGCGGUUGAACUCUCAAACAAGAAAGCUUCCUCAAAAUCCACUAAAACGUGUCGAGGUGGGUAAUGUUACAGGGAGCUUUGAGAAAGAUCUUUUCGAUGCUGUCAAGCAUUCUGCUCGAGUCUCCACUGUGACUGGGGAGAGCAUGUCAUCUAUCCAAGUGUCGAUUGUGCUGCAAGACUUCUGUCAUACGGCAAGAUAUGGGUGUCUUGGAUCCAUUUUGCGCUCCACCAUUCUGCCUCGAGUCGGAGUGCGAGUUUUUCUGGCAAAGAGGUCAUCCACCCGAGACUACCGAUGGGAGCAAAUCACUCUGGCUUGCUAUAUAUUUCAGCUAUCUGAGCCUCUCUUCUAUUUAUAUCAAGGUGAUUUCCUUCGCAAUAUGGACUUGAAAAGUGUCCAAGCAAUUCAUACUUGGUAUUAUGUUCAACAAUGUGGAAGAUGCGACGUUCCGUACGUCUUUAUGGGACUGUGGAAUCAGAAUCGCAAGAGGCCUGGGCUUAGAUUCUGAUAGUCAAAAUAUGGGAGAGACUGUCGUUGAUCGCGAGGUGCAAAGGCAACUUUGGUGGACAUUCGUCCUGUGCGAGGGCUUCCUAUUCUAGUGAGGGCUCCAUAUGUCUA